AUCUGAAUCCGAAUCUCUCGGAACUUGGAACUUGAAGUAAGGUUAGGAUAUUUCUGAAAUUGUGUGCUUGUGAUAUUCUGAUAUAAUAUUUUACAAAUAGCCUAAUUAAAUUAAUUUCGAAGGAAAAUGGCUGAAGAAAUUCAAAAGCAGAUGCAAAGUGAAUUUGAAAAUUUUAAAGCUAUGCAAAAAGAGUACGUAAGAUUGGUAAUGCAAAGACAGCAACUGGAUGCACAAAUGAAUGAAAACACUGCUGUAAAAAAGGAGCUCGAUCUUAUGAAAGAUGACGCUGACGUUUUCAAAUUAAUUGGGCCUGUUCUGAUCAAACAAGAAUUGGAUGAAGCCAAACAGAAUGUCAGCAAACGAUUGGACUACAUCAAUGGCGAACUGAAACGGAUAGACGAUCUUAUCUCAUCUGCUGAAUUAAAACGUGAAGGCCACAAACAGAAAAUAGAGAAGUUUCAAAAACAACUGCAAGAAGCCAAAGCUAAAAUGUUGAACAUGGCGUGAAGAUUGAAUGACUACUAUUUCUCAAAUUUAUUAACCAAUGUGAUUACUUACAUACUUUUGUUACUAGAACAACGAGUUACACCUCUGUUAAUACACGUAUUAUUAUUUAUGUAUUAUGUCUGAAACUGGACUUUUUCAUUUGCUUUAAAACUCUUGUUUGUCCAAUCUUCUUCUAUUCUAAUUCUACUAAUAAAACAUUUUUAACAACUUGUUUUACAUAA
Messenger RNA from Nilaparvata lugens (brown planthopper), 728 nucleotides. It is a transcript of the gene Pfdn6, whose product is annotated as prefoldin subunit 6. The transcript is spliced from 4 exons. Gene Ontology annotation, molecular function: protein-folding chaperone binding. Gene Ontology annotation, cellular component: cytoplasm; prefoldin complex. The record is from RefSeq and is a predicted model, not a curated record. NCBI's taxonomy places the organism in Eukaryota, Metazoa, Arthropoda, Insecta, Hemiptera, Delphacidae. Bases 127 to 507 code for a protein of 126 amino acids. Gene Ontology annotation, biological process: chaperone-mediated protein complex assembly; protein folding.